AUGGCUAUUCCAACUCAUCCUGAUCUCAUUCCCAUUGAGUUUGUCUUGCACGUUGUUGGUAAAGAUCCGGUGACUAUUCCUGUACGAGGUGUCGAUUCUAUAAAUAUCAAGAUUCCAGGUGGCGCAAAGUAUUUCAUGACCAUAAAAUUCCAAGUCAAGAACAGAACAUUGAAAGACAUUAAAUACAAGCAAAACGUCAAGAAAGGCGGUAUCACAAUCAGAGCUAGAGAAUUGGAGAUUGGCACUUUCGAGCCUUCGGAAACCGAAAUUUACACUAAGGAUUUCCCCGAAGAUGAAACCCCAGGCGGCUGGUUGUUACGAGGCAAUUAUUAUGCAACUUCGACUUAUUAUGCUGGCGACGAACUAUUGAUGGCUGUAGACUGGACCUUGGAAAUUACUGCAUAA
Molecule: messenger RNA, 405 nt
Organism: Lodderomyces beijingensis
Lineage: Eukaryota; Fungi; Ascomycota; Pichiomycetes; Serinales; Debaryomycetaceae
Source: the annotation of a GenBank genome assembly